GGCAAGUGGCUGGCUGGGGGCAGCCCCGCCCGCAGAAAAGUCUGGCCGUGCCGGUGACUCAGAAACAGGCCCGCUCCCCCGGCCCUUCCCUUUCACCACCCACCCCGUCAUAAAGCCAAUGGCCGUCACCGCCCACCUCUGACUGACAGUAACUAGAGCCAAUGGAAUCCAAAGAUCCGCCUCAACUGCGCCACUAGCAGCCAAUAGCUGAGCAGCUACAGGGUGUGAGCGUUUGCCCGCCCCCACGCCGGCCUACUGUCCAACCUCAAGCCGUGUUGGGGGAGAGUGGCGUGGCCAGUCUCCAAUCGAAUUGCACGGGAGGUUGCUAAGGGGUAGUUGGUAGCAGGGCCGGCUCGGCUGCAGACCGAUGGGAACUGGUGCCGGAAGCGUCGAGAACAGCGACCGGGCUGGGCCUACAGCCUUGGGCCAACACAGCUACAACACUGCCAUAUUUCCGGCAUUCUGUAACCAACUCUAGAUGUCAUUUGACUACCACUUACGGUCUGUUCCGUUGUCAGUCUGAGAGACAGUGCUCUGUCCGAGUCAGUUUGGGUUUUCCAGGUACAAGUCAAGUUGGUUCCAAGUUGUAGAAAAAGAUGGGGUUUGGGUGUCUGGUGCUCAGGUGCGGUGGAGGCAGCUGCGAACAAAGCAGUUAGAAAUUAGGUAAUUCUACUAGAACAUCGAUCUGAACGGUAAAACUCGGAUCCUUUGAGGACUGCCUGAAUACUUCUAGCUCUGAAGAACAAGCAACACUGAUUUAAAAUGAAUGCAAUGCUGGAAACCCCCGAGCUGCCAGCAGUGUUCGAUGGGGUGAAGCUGGCUGCAGUCGCCGCUGUUCUCUAUGUCAUCGUUCGCUGCCUGAAUCUAAAGAGUCCAACUGCCCCUCCUGAUCUCAUUUACCAGGACACUGCUCUGUCGCGCUUCCUGCUCAAAUCCUGCCCGCUUCUGACCAAAGAGUAUAUUCCACCCAUGAUCUGGGGGAAGAGUGGACAUAUUCAGACGGCUCUCUAUGGGAAAAUGGGGAGAGUGAGAUCACCACAUCCGUAUGGACUUCGCAAGUACCUCACAAUGUCAGAUGGAGCGACGGCAACUUUUGAUCUCUUUGAGCCCCUGGCUGAACACUGCAUUAGAGAGGAUGUCACGAUGGUCAUCUGCCCUGGAAUUGCUAAUCACAGCGAGAAGCAGUACAUACGUACCUUUGUUGAUUAUGCCCAGAAAAAUGGUUAUAGGUGUGCUGUCUUGAAUCAUCUGGGAGCUCUGCCAAAUAUUGAGCUCACUUCUCCACGCAUGUUCACAUAUGGUUGCACCUGGGAAUUUGGAGCCAUGGUUAACUACAUCAAGAAGACUUUCCCUCAGACCCAGCUGGUUGUGGUGGGCUUCAGCCUGGGUGGAAACAUUGUGUGCAAAUACCUAGGAGAGACCCAGGCCAACCAAGAGAGAGUGCUGUGCUGCGUCAGUGUUUGCCAAGGGUACAGCGCGCUAAGGGCACAGGAAACCUUCAUGCAGUGGGAUCAGUGUCGGAGGUUUUAUAACUUCCUCAUGGCAGACAACAUGAAGAAAAUCAUCCUCUCUCACAGGCAAGUCCUGUUCGGAGAUAGCAUUAAGCAGCCCCAAGCCCUGGUUGACUCAGACCUGAGCAGACUCUACACAGCAACAUCCCUCAUGCAGAUCGAUGACACCAUCAUGAGGAAGUUCCAUGGCUACAGUUCCCUGAAAGAAUAUUAUGAAAAGGAGAGUUGUCUGCAUUACUUGCCAAGGAUCUAUGUUCCCCUCAUGCUGGUUAAUGCUGCUGAUGACCCUCUGGUACAUGACAGUCUGUUAUCGAUCCCAAGAGCUCUGUCAGAAAAACGGGAGAACGUCAUGUUUGUGCUACCACUCCAUGGAGGCCACCUGGGCUUUUUUGAGGGGGCUGUACUCUUUCCUGAACCCCUCACUUGGAUGGAUAAGCUUGUGGUGCAGUACACCAAUGCCAUCUGCCAGUGGGAGAGGAAUAAGUCUCAGUGCUCAGAUACAGAGCAAGCAGCGUCCGGCCAGGAGUAACUGCCCCAAAGACACUCUCCGAUUUGCUUCACUAUAUUUCCCUCUUCUGGAACUCUGAAUUCCCUCACCUGCUGUUUCAGGUUUCCAUCCUCUUUGUGACAUCCUGGGACUGGGGGUUGGCCACAAUGUUUCCUUCUGAAAUGGAGCUACAACAGAGGGCAAUAACUGGUUUUGAGCAUAUUUGUGUCUCCUUAUGGGGUUUGCAGUGCACUGCUGCAUUUGAAGAACUGGCUUGCUGCUUUGAGUUGCUGGUUAGGGCUUGCUGCAGGAUUCUCAUACUAAUGUGAUGGCCUACUUAGAAAGUAGAAGUCCCAGUGCUGCUGACCAUCAGGUUAUUCUUCCACUGGUCAAGACUCUUCAUGGAGUUGCAGAACUUGUUUAGCUAUGGAUGAGUUGUGCUGGGAGUUCAGUUCCCCCUGUCUGGUCAUAUCUCUCCUAACACUGGGAGAACCCUGUAUCAAUCCAUAGAAACCAGCAGUUCAGUCUGUAAGCCACUGGGAUGUGGCUUGCAGAAAGAGUGAAACCCUGAAGUGACAAGUAGAGUUUCAGCCUUGCGCCAUCUGACAAGGGCCUCUUGCUUUCUCUGGCAGUGCCCAUACCAGGAUUCAGCUGGGUUAGAAAACACUGAGCAACUUGUCAGAGCUUCAGCUAUCUCAAGUGUGGUGGUGCAUUCUGCUGCUCCUGCAUUUCUUCUCUGCUGGGCCUCUCUGUAUAGAUGAGUUUCACGUUGGUCAUUCUGUUGGAUUUCCUACUAUGUAAACACUCUCACACCAAGACAAAACAGAUAGCCUUCUUAUGAUACUUGCCUUUUUUUUUAAAUGUAAAGAGUUUUAUUUUAUCACUGUAUUUUUGUGUUUUAACCCAGGCCUUUUUGAAAUGGGUUCUGGUAAAUGCAUUGGAACCGCUGAUUAUCAGUCUAUGGGGUAUAUCCAAUUUGUGUGAGAGUAUUUCACAGAGAAUGAAUACACCCUUCUUAAGGAGUGUCUGGGGGGACAGGGACGGACGGACAUGUCAAUAUCAAUUCUUGCUUCUUCUCUUUCCUUGUAUGUGCCAGGGUAGAAUGUUCCAAAAUCUCUCCCCUGAACUUUGGAAGCAAUGAAUGGUUUUGUUUUUCAGCCACAUGACUUGCCUAGGAGUUUACGGGAACUGGAUGUCUCUAACCCUGUGUAGCUUAAAUGUUUAUCUCUGUAUGACUAACUGCCUCCACAGUUAUUAGGAUCUGGUAAGGCUGUCUAUGUCCAGCUGGGCAUUAGAGCCCUUCUGGCUCAUUAAGUCUUUUCCCCACCCAGGAUAUCAACUUCCACCAAGAUCAACUUCAGUUAAUGCACAAGGUGAAGUGUGGCAAUUUGAAAGUCACUUGCAUUCCUCCCUCAUCUAGGGGCUGAUACUGUAUUGUUGCCCAGAGGGCUCUCUUAAGAUAAACACCCUAGAAGAAAAGCUCCCCCAUGACAAUCAAGGACCUUAAUAUAAAAAUAGAAACAGUCUGUCGAGACAGUGGAACUUUGUGGUCAAACUUUGCUUUACUUUCAGUUCCUUCAAUAUCAUCAUCUCAUUACUCUGUCUUUGUAACUCCUUUCAUCAUCCAUUUACUUCAUCUCUGUUCCUGUCACACUUCCCACACCAAUUAGCACUUUAUUGCUCUAGCCCUGGUUUUGCAUUCUAGGCACUUUAGUUGAAGCUUAAGGGUAAAACACCCUGCUGAAUUUCAGUCCUGUAACACUAGUGGAAGAAGCUUCCUGGGCCACACGAUCUCUGGAGUUCAGUAGAUUGGAGAGAUUUUUGUUUAAUAAAGCAAUAAUUAACUACUGUAGCAAAGGUGCAUGAUCAUAUCAGGAAACAAACUCCUUCAGUUUGCCUUAGGCCAGUUGCCUUGGCCUGUUUUAACAAACUGUGGUAAUCGGUGCAUUGUCUCGUUUAGAGAGAGAAUUCAGGUUCUGCUGUUGUAGAAGUAGAAGACAUGACCAAAGCAAAGCCAUGGCAAGAUUUGGCCAUGCUUGUGGCUGGCUUAAAGGACGUUGGUUGGUGUUUGUGUCUGUCUUUGUGCUCAUCCUCUUGUCCAUAACUCAUCCACAAAUCACCAGAACAAUCAUACAGGGCAUUCCGACUUUGGCUCUGUUCUCGCUGAAGUAGCUGUUGGUAUAAAUAAUUCAUAGGACAUAACUUAGAGUAUCUCCCACUCUUUUAGAAGUUGAAUGUAAGCCGCUCUUAUUUAUACACGUUGGCAUAGAUACAUGAUAUAAAUGUGUGGGGGGGUGGCUCUUUAUCUACGAUGGGUUUGAACUUCAGAAGUGCUUAAAGUCUAUAGCCAGCUCUGCAAUUGCUGUUCGUAAGCCACCAGCCAUCCAAGAGACCAGACUGCCCUUCCCGCAGUAAGGAGUUCCCUCUACAGGUCGCUAUGUGCAUUCAUUCCUCCAAACCCAGCUUAGCUGCAAGUAGGAGUCGUCCUCACUCCCAGGGGAACAGACGCUGUCCUUAGCACCCAUCAAACUGUUGAGGCUUCAAAGAGGAGGCAAAACCCAGGUGACGUGUUGAUGUAUUUGAAGCAAGAAAUGUUUUUGCUGUUUCCCAAAUAGUUGCUUUUUAAACAAAAAAGAGCCUCAAUUGUUUUCUCUAAUAAAAUAAUGAUGAACUCGACCCCUUUCCAGUGUAGCUGAGCCCUGGGUUUGCAGCUGUGCUAAACUAAGCCCAGUUUUGUAACUCUUCCAACUUUUCUGUAAAUGAGUUGUGUGGCCCUUGUUUGCAGAAUGUCAGUUCUCUAAAAGUAAGUGCUGAAGGCUUCCUUCUCCGGUGGUGACUUGCAACCAUUUUCUAACUGAAAGCAAAAGGGAUCGUUGCUUUGGAGAGGCUUGUUUUGGGUGUUCAAUGUCUUUGGUGGCUCUUUAGCUGCUGAGCUCAGGGAUUCCAUUACCAUACACCUAAGUGUUGUAGAACCUGUCUGAAGGGGAGCUCCGUCUCCUUGGAUUCAGUGAGGGAGGCUUUGACUUGGAAAGGCUUUUAGUAAGAUGAUGGCAUUUUGGUCUCCUGUUUCCUAGGGCAUGAGGAAGAAUGGUGGUGUCUUCAUUUCUUCAAACACAGGGAUAUAGUCUAGUGUAAUUAACUGAUCUUAUUGUGGCAGGUGAUCAGCCAGUGACUUCUGUUCUUGCUGAGUUACUAAACAUAACUCCUCCCCCAAUGAGAAGAGCACCUGGGGGAAUUUCCAACCUGGUGGGAGUUGCUGCUUGUCCAGUCAAACUGGGCAGACAGGAAGGGAUUCUGCUGUUGGAGAAACCCAAAGGAAGCAGAUUUCACUGGGAAAAUUCCAGUUCUUUUUUUUCACCAUUGUUGGCAGCUGAAGUCUGUCGCCCCUUCUUCCUUUGUGAGCUCAUCCUACCUGCAGUGAUUCCAAAAGAGGGUCACCACAUUUCUGUAGAAAGUAAAGCCCCUCCCAGGGUUAGACUGGAUGGUACUGUGAAAGAUCUCUAAGACUUAAGGAAACUGUUCAUGAUCAGCAUCCGUUCCUCUUCAGAGGUAGCACCAGGCAAGAACUUUUCCCUGUAAUGCUGCCUAUAGAGAUUUCCAUAGCACUUACUUUCCCACUGCCUCUCUCUCUGCCCAUACGCAGUCUGAGGCGUCAGGAGCACUUAGCACCCCAGACAUUCUGGAGCAGUCACUUGGGGGGUUGGGGAGGAGGUGGACCUAAGGCUUGGCACUCUUGCCACAAGAGUUCUUGCACCUUCAGAUGAGCUGUCUGUAUUCUCUAAAGCACUUGAAGUAGUUGUGCUUGUGUUUGGAGUCUGAUAAAUGCUAGGAGGUGUGGAAGUUAGCUAGUCUAGUUUCGGGAGAAAGGGAAGGAGUUGCUUAAGGCUUUUACCGUGGGCUUUAAGGGUCUCAUUUGAGUUUUGAGACUUAAGUUCACCCCAACAAGAUUUUUGUAGCUAGAAAUGUUAAAUAAAAACUCCCUCACCAGUGUGACUUGCUGUGGCUUUGAAUGCAUGGGCCAGGGACCAGUGGUGUAAAAUUUUAAGAGCUUCCCAGUCUGACUGGAAGCCAUAUCUUGCAGAUCAUUUCUUCUGCCUUCCUUCUAGCUAAAAAUCUGCUGCACUACAUAAUUCUGUAUUCAGGCUUCUAGAGAAGGGGCUUCUGUAUUAAACCCUAUAGCUAGAGGAGACAGUGCACACUGCCGUAAGAGGGUCUGUCAUUGUACAUCGAUCCUAAUUUGCUGUGCCCCACGCAAUAUGCUAGCAGUGGUAUGUGAUAUGGGCAUAUGCAUGCCAGGGACCAUGUUGACAUCAUCCUCCUAAUAGCAUAUGACCUAGGUCAGGUUUGAGCUCUUACCUUUAGAGGUGAAAGUCAUGAGUGUUCAUUCCAGGCCUAUAGAGACUUUUUCUCUUCCACAACAAGCACCUUCCAAAACAACCUCACUAGUCAUAGCAAGCAUCCAAAGUGUAAGCCUCUGAAUACUUCCUGAAAUAGCCUGAUAAUGCAAAUGGAACAGUGCAGCUCUUCUCUUUAGAUCUGCUGUGUGAGAUGGGAGCUAACAAGUGGAUUUUC
Molecule: messenger RNA, 6570 nt
Organism: Mauremys reevesii (Reeves's turtle)
Lineage: Eukaryota; Metazoa; Chordata; Testudines; Geoemydidae
Gene: ABHD2
Product: abhydrolase domain containing 2, acylglycerol lipase
Exons: 13
Coding region: 763-2040 (425 amino acids)
Biological process (GO): medium-chain fatty acid catabolic process; medium-chain fatty acid biosynthetic process; sperm capacitation
Cellular component (GO): sperm plasma membrane; sperm flagellum
Molecular function (GO): acetylesterase activity; monoacylglycerol lipase activity
Source: RefSeq, a predicted model, not a curated record